Molecule: messenger RNA, 4516 nt
Organism: Gaeumannomyces tritici R3-111a-1
Lineage: Eukaryota; Fungi; Ascomycota; Sordariomycetes; Magnaporthales; Magnaporthaceae
Exons: 2
Coding region: 469-3420 (983 amino acids)
Source: RefSeq, a predicted model, not a curated record
CAUUCCUUCUUCUCGACUCUGUCCUGCUGCCUUUGAACAUCUUCGUCCAACAUCACCACCACCACAUCCUUUCCUUUCUCCCCACCUCCUACCACCGCCGCCCCGGGCCAAUUCCAGUCGCGAGUCUUGAGAUUUGCGCUGGUCUUGACCGUCCACUCCUUUUUACACCAAUUCUUCCCGCCGCCGAGCCUGAGGGCCGUACUGUGCCGACCGAUCGCAUUCGUGCUUCAGACUCGCGAAUUGCUUCGGUGCCAUCUUGUCUGCUCCCGCCAACAGCAGUUACCGUCCAUCGAUCCCCCAAGACCGACGAACUCGCUCGACCGCGCACUCUUUGCGGAGGCCUUUGGACCGAUAACACACUAGCAGCACCCGACCGUUCCUUGUCUCAACUCGACAGCAACCCCAUGUCACCUCUGUCUUUCUAGGGCGCCUCUCGAUUCUGGUGCCGCAGCGCGGCUGGGAGAGACCAUGGCAACCGCGGUCGGUUCCGACAUGCCGAUUUCCCCUAGGCUCGUCGUCUCGGCCCAUGCCGCGGACGGCGAUCUCGACGGAGAUACCACAAUCGACCAAAACUCGCCAUCGUCGCCUCGAUCGAACCCCCCGCCGAACCCGCACUUUGUCUUUCCUGCUAGGCCAGCCCCCUCUUCAGCCCCUUCCUCCUUCUCACGUGCAAGCGGCCGGAGACCAAAAUCACUGGUCGACUCCUUUCAACUGGGACCCCUCACGCAUGCUGAGCCCAACAGGCGAAAGUCUCUGUCUCCCGCCCUGCCCGACUUUUCCUUCAACCCUGGCGUUCGGCCUCCCGCUCCUGACCGUGCGCCCUCUCCAUCUCGGUCUCUUGCGCUCCCCGAUUUCAAGUUCAACCCGGGUUCCGGGCUUACAUCACCACCGCCCGUGCCAGAACAUCCGUUUUUGAGCCCGCCACUGUCCCCUCACUUACCACAGGCCCCAUCUUCUCCGCGAGCGAUCCCUACUCGCCCGGGCGGAGGGCACAGGCGCGGGGGUAGUGAAUUUGUGGGCGGCCAGAUUCGGAGUGGAGAUGCCAUCACUGUAUUGGGCACCAGCCCGACCAAAUCCGAGAGUGGGCUUGCGUCGCCUCAACUCAAGCCGGCGAACCCGCGCAGAGGGCAUGCGCAUAGACGAUCCGCCGCCAUCUCCAGUCAUGACCUUUCCAUGAUCCUGAAGCCAAUAAAUGCGCAGCCGCGUGGUAACAGCGCACCGAACAGUCCUGCGACAUUUGGGCGCGUUGACGACCAGCCGUUUCCUGAUUUGUCGUUGCAACAAACACCAGAGCCGAAAGAGUCGAGCGAUACCAAAAUUUCCUCCGAGGCCGCGGCAGAUGUUCUCCCAAAGAGUGCGGAGAGCGACGGCACGGAAACGAAAACCCCGUCCCGGCCUUCGACCCGAGCUCGUGUUGGAUUUUCCGACACGCUCGAGUUCAUUCCUCGACCUCUGUCCCUGGUUUCAAGCGACACGUCGAGUACUAUGACGGCCCGUCCGGGCCAUUCGCUUUCAGGCAGCAUCUCGUCCAUCAUUUCCCUGACGGGUUCUACCAGUUUGGAUAGGGAGGUUAGCGCCAUGGCCACAAGCCCUCCACGGCAGUCAACGGAUGCGCGGCCGAGCACUGCCGGAGCCAUUCUGGAACGAUCAAUGAGCCCGCCAGCCCCUGAAAGCGCGAGGUCCCCUCUUCGUCGCAACUCGAUCCCUCUUCUCAACGUCCCCUCCCUCGCUAUUCAAGCAGAUCCAAGCCUGGACACACCCAGCCCAAGCAAAGUGCCGAAGCGGUGGUCCUUCUUCGGUCUCGAGCCCUUCGUUGGAGCUACGUCGCCGACGCGCACCCGUCCGCUUAGUCCUAGCUCUUCUGAGCUAGCCAACAAGGUCGCCAAUUCGUCGUCUUCUGACGAACGCGAAGCUGGCCACUCGACUGAGCCGGAUGUUGACGUUCAGGGCAACCAGGAGGUGUCGCAUAAUGCCUCCAAGAAAAGCAACAAGAAGAAGAAGCAAAAGAAGGUCAGGACCUGGGCAGGCUCGAUACUUACACGCAAGUCAAAGCAUCGCCACGCCAGGAAGAGCUCCAGGAGUAGGGUCCAGACGCCGCCACCUCCAACCGAAGACCUGACCGACGAGGAUUCAGACGGCACCACCGAAUUGAACCUGGAAGCCCCUACUCAGGCGGAUGAGUCUCCCGCAGCAAACACUAUGGAAUGGCAGGCAAGACCGCCGACGCCGCCCGAGGACGAUGCUCCUUUCCCAAUGAUCGACCUGGAUGCUGCCCUGGGGCCUUUCAAUACGCCCCUCCCGAGGAACGCGGAGUGGGACGCGGCACAACGGGCAAGCGGGCUGGUCAAGCGCCCCCUGCACAGCGCCGCUCGGCUGUCACCCAACAUGGGCUAUCAGCACCGGCGAGCUGAAAGCGCGCCCGAGAUGCCUCCGUUUAACCGUGCCAGCAUCCCUCGAUUCAGCAGCAACUCGACCAUGGCUGAUGUGUUCGAAGAGGAUGAGGAGGACGAGGCCAAGGCCGCUGAGAAAGACAAGGGCUCCAGCUCUGUCAAGGGCGAUGGGCCAGCUCAUGACGUCGGCGCGGCGAGCAUAGAUAUCAGGGUCACUGCCGACGUACCACGCUCGCCUUUUGAUCGAGUCAUUGACCCCAACGAUGAUGCUGUUUCGUCGCGUGCGGUUAGCCGCAAAGGCAGUGGGCUGAGCGGGUUUAGCGACGAUGACAAGACGGAGCAAAGCAUGUGCCUCACGUCGGAGUACUCGGCCAGCUCGCUCCACGAUGAAAUCAUUAUGGAGGAGUCGGGGAGCCCCAAGUGGCACGGGCCUGACGGCAAUUAUUCCAUGAAAGGCGACACAUCUGGCUCGUCGACGCCUUCGCCGCGCCGGGCGUUCAAGGGGAAAGAUCUGGCUCCUGUGGAUGUCAGCCCUCUCCAUCUGCCGACUCCGUCUAUGGUGCCUGUGAGCCCAUACUCGAUCGGGCAGUCAUCUUCGUUCUCCUCGCCCAGGUCGCCCAUGUCGUACGAGGACGGGAACCGCAUCUCAACGGCGCCGUCGUCGGUGACGGAGGACAACUUUCAGUCGUUGCUGAUGGGGGAGCCUGGGCCCGAGGUGCGACUCUCGAUGGACAUUCCGUCACUUACUAGCAGUAACUCGACGAUGACUAGGGAGAGCGCCUUUGUGCACCACCUCUCACAGGCGCCAGUUCCAGGCGAGCGACCGGCCUCAUUCUCCUCGCCCUUUGGACGCAGAGGCAGUUUGGCGAGCAUUGGCCGCCUGAUCAGCACGUCACACGGGGAGCGUAGCAAGUUGUCGAUCGAGGUGUCACUCGAGGCUGAGGAGAAGAAGUCUAAGACAAGCAAGGCCAAGCGUCUCAGCCGUCUGAUGCAGUUCUGGAGGCCCAAGGAGAGCUCGGCCAAGGCGUGAGACCAGGGCGGCUCAUGAUCCACACUCGAGGCUCGACUGCCCUUUUCGACUUCCAUCCACGACCCAGUGCCAGAACUCCGGAUUCCGACAAGGUUACGACUCUAGUGCCGGCGACCCUUGCUCGGGCUAUUGAGAGGCGAGAUGGCAUGCUUGGCAGUCACCCAGCUGCCCUUGCUGCUAGCUCCAUAUGCUUUUGGCCUUGAUCCAUCCCUUCGUCGUUGGGCAAGAGGCCGCCGCAGGGUGCCGUUGGCCGACGUGAUGGGAUGUGGUUUACUCCUCGUUCCUUUUUCGUUCCCUUUUCCCCCUCAACAACGUUCCAUCAUAUGACUCUUCAUGGCUUUUGGGCGUUGGCACAUAUUAUUUUGUUAUCUCCUUUUCUUACACUCGUUCAUUGAUGACAGCAUGAGGAUAAAGCUUUGCAUGACAUCUCCCAAGACAUUUACGUCAUCCUCAUUUAAGCACACAAGACAAGACACCAAGGAGAUCAAGUCGGGAGAGGGAGGUUCGAUGGCGAGGCGGGUGUCGCGCGUUCUGUGCGGUGCCUGCCAUCGCUGGUAUGUCACUGGGUGCUGCUCGCAAGGUUCCUAGGCCACGCACAGGUUCUAUGGCGGCACGGGGGCGGGUGGGCCGGGAUAGGGGCAAGUACGGAGGGGGGCGCAAAAGUCGUGUCUGCUCUCUGGGCUCGUCUGGCUCGCGCCAGCGAUCCCUUGACAGAUUACGUUGCUCUUUAUUUGUCCCAGUGGGAGGAUCAUGGUGUUUUGGAAUUUUUUUAUGUUGAUUUCUUUCUCUCUUUCGUUAAUUAUACUUUUCUGUUUGUUCUUGCAGGGUUGGCUUCGAAGCUCUGUGGCCCCUACCUGGGAGUACCAGAACGGACACGAGCAGCCCUAGCAAAUGAAACAGCCGAAGAAACAAAAAAGCAAGAAAAAAAGGAAGAAAAGGGGUGAGGGAGGAGAGGAUGAGAUGGGGGGCAUGGAGGGGAUGCCGAGUCAAGUAACCAAGACCACUCUGCAAUACAUUUAUGCACAGUACGUAGACACCAUAAUAAUGAAGUUGGUCCGUUCCAAGGGCAGAACCAGCUGAGAGUGCACAUUGUGGC